CCGUGCGGGCUAUAAAGGAGCCCGGAGGAGCCCGUCCGCCUCAGCUCGCCCGGGCUCGCCUCCGGCUCCGCCUUCCCCUCGAUCCUCUCGGGCCUCGGCUACACGGGCUGCGGCGGAACAUGGCGGCUCCAGCACCGCGGGCCAAGUGCUCCGAAGCGGAGCUGGCUGCUGCCUUGGCGGACGUGCCUGAACUGUGCCACCUUUUGCAGAACGACCCGUAUCUGAAGCCCUAUGCCACGGAUUUCCAGCGCAGGUAUAAGAAGUUUAGCCACAUCUUGAGCGACAUUGGAGAGAAUGAAGGAGGUAUUGAUAAGUUUUCCAGAGGCUAUGAAUCAUUUGGCAUUCACAGAUGUGCUGAUGGUGGAAUAUACUGCAAAGAAUGGGCCCCAGGAGCAGAAGGAGUUUUUCUUACUGGAGAGUUUAGUGGCUGGAAUCCAUUUUCUUAUCCUUAUAAAAAACUGGAUUAUGGAAAAUGGGAGCUCUAUAUCCCACCAAAACAGAAUAAAUUUGUAAUGGUACCUCAUGGAUCCAAAUUAAAGGUAGUUAUUACUAGUAAAAGUGGAGAGAUCUUGUACCGUAUUUCACCGUGGGCGAAGUAUGUGGUUCGUGAAGGUGGUAAUGUGAAUUAUGAUUGGAUACAUUGGGAUCCAGAACACCCAUAUAAAUUUAAGCAUUCCAAACCAAAAAAGCCAAGAAGUCUGAGAAUUUAUGAAUCUCAUGUGGGAAUUUCUUCUCAUGAAGGAAAAAUAGCUUCUUAUAAACAUUUUACAUGCAAUGUAUUACCAAGAAUCAAAGACCUUGGAUACAACUGCAUUCAACUGAUGGCGAUCAUGGAGCAUGCUUACUAUGCCAGUUUUGGGUACCAAGUCACAAGCUUUUUUGCAGCUUCAAGUCGCUAUGGAACUCCUGAAGACCUAAAAGAACUUGUUGACACAGCUCAUUCAAUGGGUAUAAUAGUCUUCUUAGAUGUGGUUCAUAGUCAUGCUUCCAAAAAUGCAGAAGAUGGAUUGAAUAUGUUUGAUGGGACCGAUUCCUGUUAUUUCCAUUCUGGGCCUAGAGGGACUCAUGAGCUUUGGGACAGUAAAUUGUUUGACUACUCCAGCUGGGAAGUUUUAAGAUUCCUUCUGUCGAACAUAAGAUGGUGGUUGGAAGAAUAUUGUUUUGAUGGAUUUCGCUUUGAUGGUGUUACAUCCAUGCUGUAUCAUCACCAUGGAAUAGGUGAGGGUUUUUCAGGUGAUUAUAAUGAAUAUUUUGGACUACAAGUAGAUGAAGAUGCCCUGGUUUAUCUCAUGUUGGCAAAUCAUUUGAUUCAUACGUUGUAUCCAGAUUCCAUAACAAUAGCUGAGGAUGUAUCAGGAAUGCCAGCUCUUUGUUCUCCGAUUUCCCAGGGAGGAGGUGGUUUUGACUAUCGGUUAGCCAUGGCCAUUCCGGAUAAAUGGAUCCAGAUACUUAAAGAAUUGAAAGAUGAAGAUUGGAAUAUGGGCAAUAUAGUACAUACCCUCACAAAUCGACGCCAUCUUGAAAAGUGUAUUGCUUAUGCAGAGAGCCAUGAUCAGGCACUGGUUGGUGAUAAGACAUUGGCAUUCUGGCUGAUGGAUGCUGAAAUGUACACAAACAUGAGUGUUUUAGCUCCUUUUACUCCAGUUAUUGAUCGUGGAAUACAGCUUCAUAAGAUGAUUCGACUCAUUACUCAUGCACUUGGUGGAGAAGGCUAUCUCAAUUUCAUGGGUAAUGAAUUUGGGCAUCCCGAAUGGUUAGACUUCCCAAGAAAAGGGAACAACGAGAGUUACCAUUAUGCCAGAAGGCAGUUUCAUUUAGCUGAUGAUGACCUUCUUCGAUAUAAACACCUAAGUAACUUUGACAGGGAUAUGAAUAGAUUGGAAGAAAGAUGUGGUUGGCUAUCAGCUCCUCAGGCCUAUGUGAGUGAAAAACAUGAAGACAAUAAGAUCAUCACUUUUGAGAGAGCAAAUCUGCUUUUUAUUUUCAACUUUCAUCCAAGCAAGAGCUUCACUGAUUACAGAGUUGGAACAGCAUUGCCAGGAAAAUUCAAAAUUGUGCUAGACUCAGAUGCAGCAGCAUAUGGAGGACAUCAGAGACUGGACCACAAUACGGAUUUCUUUUCUAAUCCUUUUGAGCAUAAUGGCCGGCACUAUUCUCUUUUGGUGUACAUUCCAAACCGAGUGGCCCUCAUCCUUCAGAACGUGGAUCUGCCAAACUGAAGAGAUCUGAUUUCAGCUCCAUGCGUGCAGAUAUGUGUUUUCUUUGCUAUUUCUAUUGUUACAGAGUUUAUAAUGUGUAAGCUUUUCAAAAUACAGGUACCUAGGCAAACUGUCAGAUUGAAAUUCAAUAUUAUAUAUGCAACUAUCAAGCUGUUUUGUAAGAAGUAGAGCACUAUAUGUUUAAAAUUUGGGGAUCUGUAUUUUCAAGUCAUCUGAGCAGCUAGGAUUUCAACUAAAGUAUAAUGUAUGUCUUAAGAACAUUUUACUUUCCUGGGUAAUCAUAUAAUACUUUUAACUUCAAAUUUGAAUUAUGUGUCAUAUACAGUUAUUUCUGUUGAAUGUAUACAAUAUUUUUAAUGAUGGAUAGUUGAUGGUCUUAUUUGUAUCUAUUUGUCUAAAUUAUGGGAUACCAACUCUGUUUCUCUGGAUUUCAUUCAAAUUCUAUUUAGAAAUUCUAUAAUAAAUAUAUAGUAGAAAUAAUAUAAAAUUAAGAAUUGUAUCAAAGGUAAUGUAAAGCCUCUGUAUGAACUUAUGAACUUAUCUAUGCCACAUUUUGCAUUAAGUGUUUAUUUUAUGAUCUGUUCACCUACUUUUUAGUAAAUGGCAAUGUGUCAGGUUUCUGAAGACUUGGAGUGGUCAUUGUGGUGUAUCGGAAUAUGUCUUUUGCUUUUAAUCAAUUAAAAAUUUGAAGAAUUCC
Cavia porcellus (domestic guinea pig) is the source of this 2916-nucleotide messenger RNA. RefSeq names its product 1,4-alpha-glucan branching enzyme 1 (gene Gbe1). Gene Ontology annotation, cellular component: cytoplasm. The record is from RefSeq and is a predicted model, not a curated record. Gene Ontology annotation, biological process: glycogen biosynthetic process. The transcript has 16 exons. Bases 120 to 2219 code for a protein of 699 amino acids. NCBI's taxonomy places the organism in Eukaryota, Metazoa, Chordata, Mammalia, Rodentia, Caviidae. Gene Ontology annotation, molecular function: 1,4-alpha-glucan branching enzyme activity; hydrolase activity, hydrolyzing O-glycosyl compounds; cation binding.